AUGCAGCUGUUGCUGCUACUCUUUACCUUUUUAUCACUCACAUCACUGACCGUGGCAUCGACACCCACCUCCUUCUGCAAAUGCACCUGUUUCUCCAAUAGUACCAUUAUCCCCCUCAAUCCAAGCAAAUCCGAAACUUCCAGUGGAAUCGAACACGUCCUCCACUUCUACGAACGAACCUUUGCGAGCUCGGAGCUUGAACACACGGAUGAAUACAUCAAGCGCGCGCAAAAGUACCGAUCGCUCAGCUGCAAUGACUGCAAUCGCAAGUUCUGUCUAGACUAUGAGCUGCCGACGUGUAAGGGUGCGAAAGAGGACGAUGUGUAUACCACCUGCUUCCAACGAGACUCGCGGAAGGAUGAGGCGGUAGUGUUUAUAUUUAUAUUUGCUACGGGAGGAUUAUUGGCUUGGGCUGCCUGCAAGCCUUGGAUUGAGCGAUAUGUUGAGGCUGCGCGAGAACGCAGGUCGUACAUACCUGUCUCUGAGGAUCGCUGA
Messenger RNA from Penicillium soppii, 495 nucleotides. RefSeq lists its product as uncharacterized. The record is from RefSeq and is a predicted model, not a curated record. The transcript has 4 exons. NCBI's taxonomy places the organism in Eukaryota, Fungi, Ascomycota, Eurotiomycetes, Eurotiales, Aspergillaceae. The coding region runs from base 1 to 495 and encodes 164 amino acids.